UGGCUGGCGGAUGAUUUUUCUUGCUUUCACGAAAAGAUGGUUUAGUUUGUAGUUUUCACGGUAAGAACAUAAGAAUAUUUCACUGUAUGUCAUGGAACAAGUAUAAGAGCUGUCGAGAGGCUUCAGUUCUCUUCUGAAAAUUUACUCUCGCAUAGAUGUCGGACACUGGAGAGGAAUGGCAGGUGGCCCGCCAGGACCGGAGAAGAAAAGGUGCAGCGAGGAGAACAAAGUCCUCACAGAUGUCUACAACUUGCAGUGAAGAGGAGCUGAAUGUUGGCAAAACAGUUAUGCGAGUCAGAGAGACAGUGUCCGAAUUGAGAUGUGAGGAUUUUUGGUAUGAGUGGAAAGGUUUGUUGUCUUCAGAGCAGUUGGCGGUGCCAGGAUCAGUCAACCCCCCAGUGAACACGAAAGAUAAUGAAGUCUGCACUGACUGGCUGGAGAAGGGGAAGGAUGGGAGAGUGUGUUUCCUGAUGGAGUGUGUGUGUUACGGUCUGGGCUCAUUUUCAUCCUGUGCCUCAGCUCGAUACCAGCUGGCCAUGUUACUGCUACUGCUGGAAGUGGGAAAGAUCCCACUGAAGAGCUGCUUUGUUUAUGACCCUGUGUUCUCAGCUGGAGAGAGAAACGUAUUGAGAGAGUUGGGACUAACUGUACUCACCCAGAAUGAGGAAGGGAAGUGGCUGGCGGCUAAGCCCACGCUGUUUUACCUGAUGCACUGUGGGAAAGCUCUGUACAACAACCUGCUGUGGAAAAACUGGAGUACUGAAGCUUUACCUCGGUUGACGAUCAUUGGAAACAGCUUCUGUGGCAUGAAAGAAAGGAUGAUCGAGAGAGAAUUCAAGCGUGACUACAACUACAUUAGUCAAGCUGUGACAGUGUGCGAGGAGAGACGGCUGCCUUAUCCAUGCCGUCUGCUGGACGUCUUCAGUGACACAGCAGUCAUAACCUUUCCUUCCAGAAGCCUCUGCAGACUCCCACAGUCCACCUGGGCAAUGCCACCUGAGCCACAGUACCAACAUUGUUCCGAUUUAGAGAUUAUUUUGAGAGAAACACAGACCUGAAAAGGAGGUGGGUGGGAACUGAAGUAGUAUUUUAUAGUUCCUGUCCAUCUUCUUGUAUUCCAUAUCCUAUGGACUUAUUUUUUAAUGCUGAUUCCAAGUAAACCGUUAAAUUAAUAAACACUGUUUCAAACUCAGGA
Molecule: messenger RNA, 1195 nt
Organism: Thalassophryne amazonica
Lineage: Eukaryota; Metazoa; Chordata; Actinopteri; Batrachoidiformes; Batrachoididae
Gene: srrd
Product: SRR1 domain containing
Exons: 7
Coding region: 156-1058 (300 amino acids)
Biological process (GO): microtubule-based process
Cellular component (GO): cytoplasm; nucleus
Source: RefSeq, a predicted model, not a curated record